GUAGCUUAGCUUUUGGAGCUAACCUAUCUUAACGCUGAGCAACCUUUUGCCUGUCUCAUCAUCUCGUUGUUUGCGCACGCGCGCCACCGUUCCAGAAAAGACUGGAAAACUGUGAGCUCCCGCCGAUCCCAAGGUUUUGCUGCAACCGUCGUCGGCGUUCGCCCGCCACCGUCAGUCAGUCAGUCAAAACACUAAAGGGAAAACAAGCCGGUUUGGUUUGCUUUUCGGUCUCUGUCCUACAAUAUUCUCUUCUCUCUUUUUUCCCCUCUUGCUCCAACUCUUAGGCUUGCUUCCCUGUCAGCCUUUUCGUCAAAUCGGUGACGGAAAGUCAUGACGGAUCAUCAUCAUCGUCAUCAACACUCUCCUCACUGUGAGGACACUCCCCUGGAUAAGCGGCUGACUAUCGCGGAGAGCAUGUCGCCAUCAUCCGAGGCAAGCUCCUCUCCCUACAGAGCUGGGUCGGAGAAGCCUGACGCUGUGCGGUCCCCGUCCCGGGCUUCAGAUGAACAAGGACAACUUCCCAUCGAAACAGAGAAAGGCAAUGAUGCCACGCUAGAGGAUGAGACCGCUGCCGCUGCUGCUGCUGGCGCUGGUACCGCACCGCUGGAUCGGGUGCCGUCUCAAGCGCAGAAACUGGGCAAGAAGAAGAUCUUGGUGGUGAUGACCGCUCUCUGUUUGGCUUUGUUCUUGGCAGCUCUAGAUAUGACAAUCGUCUCGACAGCACUACCGACUAUCGCUAAUCACUUCCAUGCAUCCGAGGGUGGGUACUCAUGGAUUGCAUCCUCAUACAUGCUGGCCAACGCGGCCUGUGUCCCCCUCUGGGGUAAGAUCAGUGACGUCUGGGGACGUAAGAAGAUCAUUUUGAUUGCCAACUUUCUGUUCCUGGUGGGCAGUUUGAUCUGCGCGUUGGCUGUGAACCUCCCCAUGAUCAUUGCCGGCCGAGCGAUUCAGGGAGCCGGCGGCGGUGGUAUCAUUGUUCUAGCGAACAUCUGCGUGACCGAUCUGUUCAGUGUCCGGGAACGCCCAAUGUACUACGGCAUUUUCGGCUCGACCUGGGCCAUUGCCGGCGCCCUGGGCCCCAUCAUCGGCGGCGCCUUCACCACCAGCGUGACCUGGCGGUGGUGCUUCUACAUCAACCUCCCCAUCGGCGGCUUCUCAUUCGCCAUCCUCAUAUUCUUCCUCAAGAUCGAAGCCAGCAAAGUGCCGCUGCUAGCGGGACUCCGAUCGAUCGACUGGCCCGGCACGUUCCUGAUGAUCGGCGGCACGCUGAUGUUCCUAUUCGGGCUUGAAUUCGGCGGAGUGAGCUACCCCUGGGCGUCGGCGACUGUGAUCUGCCUGAUCAUCUUCGGGCUAGUAACAUGGGUGAUCGCGUUCCUGAACGAGUGGAAGAUCGCGCGGUACCCGGUGAUCCCGAUCCGACUCUUCAACAACAUCCACAACGUGCUCAUGCUCCUGAUCAACUUCUGCCACAGCUUCGUCUUCAUCUCCGGCUCGUACUACCUCCCGCUGUACUUCCAAACGGUGCUCCUCGCCUCCCCGAUCCUCAGCGGCGUCUACGUCCUCCCCACAGUCCUCAGCCUCUCGAUCUUCUCCGCCGCGACGGGCAUCGUCAUCAAAAAGACCGGCCGAUACCGCGAACUAAUCAUCUUCGGCCUGCUGCUCAUGACCAUCGGCUACGGACUCUUCAUCGACCUCAAACCCUACGCCAGCUGGCCCCGGAUAAUCAUCUACCAGAUCAUCGGCGGCAUAGGCACGGGCCCACUCUUCCAGUCCCCGCUGGUCGCACUCCAAGCAAACAUCCACGUAAGCGACAUGGCCGCAGGGACCGCAACCUUCGGGUUCAUGCGGCAGGUGUCUGCCGCGAUCUCCAUCGUGCUAGGCACCGUGAUCUACCAGAACGUGUUCGCAGCGCACAUGCCGCAGAUCACCGCCGCCGUCGGGCCGGACACCGCGCACGCCAUCGCGUCAUCCUUCAGCGGCUCCCAGGGCGAUCUGCUCCGCGCUCUGCCCGAAACCCAGCGCCAGGUCGUGCUGGAGGCCUACACGACGGCCUUCAGCCGCAUGUGGAUCUUCUACUGCGCGAUCGCCGCCCUCGGCCUGGCGCUUAGUCUGCUCGUUCGCCCCGUUACGCUUAGUAAGGCGCAUACGUUUGCGAAGACCGGCCUCGAUGAGCAGGAGAAGGCCCGCAGGGCGGUUCUGGAGGCCGGCGGUAAGCAGCCGCAGCCGCAGCAGCAGCACCGUUCGGAGGAUAAGGCUGCUGAGGCGGUAUAGCCUUUCUCCAUUUUUUUUUUUUUGUUCCUGUUGGUU
Molecule: messenger RNA, 2307 nt
Organism: Aspergillus homomorphus CBS 101889
Lineage: Eukaryota; Fungi; Ascomycota; Eurotiomycetes; Eurotiales; Aspergillaceae
Product: MDR family MFS transporter
Exons: 5
Coding region: 415-2271 (618 amino acids)
Biological process (GO): transmembrane transport
Cellular component (GO): membrane
Molecular function (GO): transmembrane transporter activity
Source: RefSeq, a predicted model, not a curated record